Messenger RNA from Drosophila serrata, 813 nucleotides. Its product is annotated as chymotrypsin-1. Lineage: Eukaryota; Metazoa; Arthropoda; Insecta; Diptera; Drosophilidae. The record is from RefSeq and is a predicted model, not a curated record. Gene Ontology annotation, molecular function: serine-type endopeptidase activity. Gene Ontology annotation, biological process: proteolysis.
AUGACACUCCUGAGACUUGUUUGCCUCUUCCUGAUUCUCCGGGAAUCCGUCGCUGAUGAGGCGUCCCCGAUCCUGGACAGCUCUGAUCCACCGCCGCGUAUAAAUGGUGGACAAUUGGUGAACGAGACCGUGCCUUUUCAGGUCUCUCUGCAGAUGCAGAGGCGAGGACGCUGGCAGCACUUUUGUGGCGGUUCCAUAGUCAGUGCCCAGCAUGUCCUGACAGCAGCCCAUUGCAUGGAGAAGAUGAAGGUGGAGGAUGUCAGCGUGGUGAUUGGAACACUCAAUUGGAAGUCCGGUGGAGUGCGGCACCGUGUGCUGGCCAAGCAUGUGCAUCCGCAGUACUCGAUGAGUCCAAGGAUCAUCAACGAUAUUGCCCUGGUAAGGGUAACACCACCGUUCCGCUUAGAGAGAUCAAAUAUAGCCACCAUUCAACUCGGUGGGUCCGAUCGCAUCGGCGAGAAGGUGCCCGUUCGCCUCACUGGAUGGGGCUCCACCACGCCGUCCACUUCUUCAGCCACUCUGCCGGAUAAACUCCAGUCCCUAAACUAUCGAACCAUAUCCAACGAGGAGUGCAACCAGAAAGGAUUCCGGGUUACUCGCAAUGAGAUUUGUGCCCUGGCUAUCCAGGGUCAAGGAGCAUGUGUGGGGGAUUCUGGAGGACCUCUAAUCAAGGCCGGUCCUCAUCCGCACCUGGUGGGCAUUGUAUCCUACGGCUCCUCCACCUGUGCCCAGGGCAGACCAGACGUGUACACCAGAGUGUCCAGUUUUCUGGCCUACAUAGCCCAGGUGAUCAACCAGGACCUGGCCCAAUAA